This is a messenger RNA of Auanema sp. JU1783, 900 nucleotides long. Lineage: Eukaryota; Metazoa; Nematoda; Chromadorea; Rhabditida; Rhabditidae. The record is from the annotation of a GenBank genome assembly.
AUGUCCCGAAGAUCAUCUAGGCCUGCUUCUCAUGCUGGAUCUUGGUAUUCAGCCAGUGCAAAAGAGUUAACUUCCCAGCUCAAUAAAUGGCUCGAUGGAGCUGGACCUCGCAUAGGAACAGCGAGAGCUAUAAUUUCUCCACAUGCUGGGUAUUCAUAUUCGGGGGAAGUUGCUGGGCACGCUUUCAAACAAAUAGAUCCUAAUACUGUUGAUCGUGUAAUAAUUCUUGGCCCAUCUCAUGUUGUGUCCCUUCAUGGAUGUGCUAUAACAUCAUGUGAUAAGUAUAAGUCCCCGAUCGGUGAUGUAGCUGUUGAUACACGAGUGAACGAAGAAUUGUUAGCUACCCGUCAGUUCGAAGUCAUGGAUAAGAACUAUGAAGAGACAGAACACAGCAUUGAAAUGCAAAUUCCAUUCUUGGUCAGAGUUAUGGAGGGGAAGCCAUUCAAAAUUGUUCCAAUAUUGGUGGGUAAUCUACGUGACAAUGCGACAAAGAUUUCUUAUGGAAAAAUAUUUGGUGCUCUGAUGGAGAAUCCCAGAAAUAUCUUCGUUGUCUCUUCUGACUUCUGUCAUUGGGGGAAUCGUUUUGAUUAUUGCCAUCAUUCAUCUAGCAAUGGAAUGCCUAUAUAUGAUCAAAUUGCUCACUUGGAUAGAGAGGGAAUGAACGCUAUCGAAACUCUUAAUCCACAUGUGUUCUCUGAAUACCUCAAAAAGACCAGAAAUACAAUAUGUGGACGGAAUCCUAUCACGAUUAUGCUUCAUGCUGCUGAUCAUUUCCGUCUCAUCAACAACCACACCCACGAGUUUCGAUUCAUCAAAUACGCUCAAUCGAACAAGGUUCGAUCCCUAGGUGAUUCGUCCGUUUCUUAUGCUGCAGGUGCCUUAUUUGUGCAUCCAAAGUAA